Epinephelus fuscoguttatus (brown-marbled grouper) is the source of this 1149-nucleotide messenger RNA. RefSeq names its product ciliary associated calcium binding coiled-coil 1 (gene cabcoco1). NCBI's taxonomy places the organism in Eukaryota, Metazoa, Chordata, Actinopteri, Perciformes, Serranidae. The coding region runs from base 11 to 613 and encodes 200 amino acids. The transcript has 6 exons. The record is from RefSeq and is a predicted model, not a curated record.
GAGCGUCAACAUGUCCGGUGGAGCAACUCGUCGUGAAAAGAAAGAGCAACCAAAAAAAGAGACGACUAUCUUCCUCCAGUGGGAAGCUUCGCCACUCCAACAAAUCCAAGAGCUGCAGAGGAAGAGUACGGAUGAACUUCAGAGUGAAAUAGCAGAGAUUCUGGGCUUCAGGAGCCAUCACAUCUGUAUGAAGGAAGCUGCUCUGCUGGAUUACUAUGUCUGUGGUUUCUGGUGGGCAAAAGAGGCCAACUUCACCCCCGUACAGAUCUCCUUCACCAUGGCUUUACUGCACAUGCUGCUGGAUAACAUAAGAGAGAAACAGAUGGCUCUAGUGGAGAACUUAAUGGAGUUUGCUAAGGCCUUAGGUGCUGCCAGCCAGUGCUCACCUUCAGAGGAAGACACCACUCCACUUCUGGAAAGAGAAGAAGCCAUGGAACUCGUAAAUUACAUCAGAAACAGUCUGUUUCAGAAAUACAGCCUCUAUGAGCUUCUCUUCACCACAUCCAGAGAAGAGCUACUGACAGGCAUGGAGAGGGCCAUUGAGGUGAUUAGCUGUCAGGAUGCUCUCACUCCAUCAUCAGAAGACAUUUCCACUCGCCUCUACUUCCAGUAAAUGGCUCUGAAAUAGAUAAAUGAACAGGUGAUGAUGGACAGAUGGAUAGAUGGACAGAUGGAUGGAUGGACAGCCUCAGUGUGAGCUCUGACUUGUAUUUCCUUCAUUGUCCACAGUAGGGCAUCGUAUGUCUGUGGAAUCAGACAGUAAACAAACAGUCCACACAUCAUGUUUGUCUUCAGAUUUGCUUUUUUUUUGGUACCAUUCACACAAUCCAUGUUAUUAGACUGCCUCACAUGAAUGAGGUGACAACAACAACAUUUUAAUCCAAAAGAAAAAUGAAAAAUAGUUUUUAUUAUUACAGGUUUUUAUUCAUUUCAUUAAUCUAAAAAUAAGGCCUUAAUUGUUAUUAAAACGUCUUAAAUUAAUCUUCCAGAAGUCUUACAAUGCUUUUUUGUGUGAAUUUUUUUUUUCUAAUGUUGCAUUGUGGUAGAAAAAGAUUUCCGCACACUUACAUCUAUGCAGUGUUUCACUUUAACAUUGAGCUUUCUUUCUAUUAGACCUUCAUCGGAGCAUACAUAAGGCAACAAUGGACA